Trichobilharzia szidati is the source of this 2143-nucleotide messenger RNA. Lineage: Eukaryota; Metazoa; Platyhelminthes; Trematoda; Strigeidida; Schistosomatidae. The record is from the annotation of a GenBank genome assembly.
CAACCGUUUCGAAAGGUUGCGGUACUCAGAAAUGUUUUAAUGCUUUUUCAUGAAUCAGUUUGAUGCAAAGUAGUAGUUUACAUGAAGAUGAUAUGGAAAAUGAGACUCCGAUUACUAAAAAUUCCAAGAAAGGUGAUUUCGUUUAUAUUCGUAUGAAUACACCAUCUCAACUGGAAAAUGAAUAUGAAGUCGGCCCAGUGCUUGGUGAAGGCAGUUUCGGUAUUGUUUAUCAAGGCCUAAGAAAAGCUGAUGGCAUGAAAUGUGCAAUCAAAAAGAUUUCACGUGAAAGUUCCUCAACAAGUGAACGUGCUCGACUGGAUCGUGAAAUUUCUAUUCUACGGCAUGUUAGACAUCCUGGAAUCAUUCAACUUUUAGCUGUAGCUGAAUCUCCAAAAAUUAUUUUCUUAAUCACUGAAUUAUGUGAAGGAAAUUCACUAGAUUAUUGUAUUAAACAAUUACCAGAAAGAUCUGGAUUACAUGAGUAUAUUGUAGCAGCUAUUGUAAGACAAGUAGCUUCAGCAUUAUCCUAUCUUCACAAUCGAGGUAUUGUACAUAGAGACUUAAAACCUGGUAAUAUUAUGUUAUUAAACAAAGUUGAACUGGACUAUAGAAAUGUACCUCCGGUGAAUUUCAAAUAUUCUCCUAAACACCAAAUUAAUAAUAAAAUUAUUUCAGAUUCUUCUAUUAAAAAUGAUAAAACAAAAUUUGAACAUAUGGAGAUUGAUAAUGAUACAUUUUCAAAUGCUGGAAAAUUAGUCAUGCCUACAAUCACAACAACUAGUAGUUCUGUUCGAAAUAAAACCAUAAAAUCUACAAAAAGAGUAUCCAUUCACUCAGUUCAAGAUUCUUCAUCUUUAGACAAAGAUGAAAAAACGAGUGUUAGUUGUAAAUCUUUUCAAGUGAAUAGAACAUUUAAAACAAAUGGUAAAAUUGUUGAAUGUGAAAUGAAAUAUCCUCCAAGAGAAUUACAAACAAAAUUAAUCGAUUUUGGUUUAGCUGUCGAAGUACGUAAAAAUGAAGAAGCCUUAGCUAACCCAUGUGGUACACCACUUUAUAUGGCACCAGAGGUUUUAAAUGGUCGAUCAUAUACACGUCAAUGUGAUUUAUGGAGUCUAGGUAUAUUGAUGUUUAUUCUAUUAACGGAUCAAUCACCGUUUACUGCUCAUAAUGAAGAACAAUUAAUAAAGGAAUUAAAUAAUCUUAAUAUACAUGAGAAAAUACAAUCAUUGGAUUAUUUAACACCAUUAUGUCAAGAAUGUUUAAUACGUCUACUGACUAUUGAUCCAGCCUAUCGAUCUUCUGCCAAUGAAUUGUUACUUGAUCCAUGGCUUUCAUAUUAUCCAGUGUAUAGUAAUUUCGACGAAAGUGUUGAUACUGCAGAUAACAGUACACGAACAUCAAAUGACACACCACCACAACAACAUCAAGAUGUACAUAGUAGACUUAGUUUGACAACAAUACAUUCAUUAGUCGAUUUUUCUAAAGGAUCAGUUUCAGUAAGUACGUCUAGACCUGCAUCAUUUACGCGUUUUCAACCAGCAGGUACAUAUUCUACAACUAAUGUGCUUGAAUUAAUGAAACAGUAUCAUAAAGAAUUAAAUGAUUGUAAACAAGAAAAUGAACAGUCGUCUGAAAGUGAAGAGAUGACUUAAUUUUUCAGUAAUAAUACAUCACAUAAUCCAAAUGUUGUUAAUUAAAUUAUGUGAGAGAGAAAAAAAAACAAGAAGAAGAAAAUGGGCAAUAUAUUAAUUUUAUUACUCCUUUAUUUCUGUACAGAAGAAAGUACAGUUUUUAAAGAUAAGCUUCAAUGAAAAUACUUUUGAGUUUUUGUAUGUAUACAUGUGUAUUUUCCAGUGCUUCAUUUGGUUCUCCUUGAAUAAACCUACUGUUAAAUUUAAUUGAUGCCAUUAUUGAACAGUACCUUUGAUGGACUUUAAUGUUUUUAUAAACACUUGUUUCAUUUAUCAUUUUAUGAGAGUGUAUUAUCUUUGUGUAUUUGUGUCUGUUAGAAAGCGCCGCAAAGUUUAAUUCAUCCACCUGUCAGUUUCUUUGUUAUAAUUUAUGUUCCCUGAUAAUCCAGAAAUAUUCACUCCUCAAUUAAUUGUCAUUAUUAAUGCUUUUAUUAAUUAUUAUGUUAGUCAAU